CGCCGCUCGAGCUGUGCUCCUCCGCCUCCUCCUCCGGAGGCGAUGCUGGGGAAGGCAGGGAGGGGAGUUCGGCCGGGUCCGGAGGCGCUCGGGGAAGUUCGGAAGCGCGUUUAAAAGAGCGAGAGCGGAGCCACCGGCUCGCCUCGCCUCGCCGGGGAGUGCGCGGGCGGGAAGAAAAGCCAGCAAAGCCAAGCCAAGCCGAGCCGCGCGAGCCGAGGAGAGCCGGGACCGUGGCUUCGUAGCGCUGCUCCGGACGGCGACCGCGGGCAGCCGUGGCCGGGCGGUGGUGGCGUGGCCGCCGCGAUGCUGACCGACAGCUUGGUGGAGGAGUUCGAGAUCCGCGAGGAUGAGCCGUGGUACGACCAGCAGGACCUGCAGCAAGAUCUGCAUCUUGCUGCUGAGCUUGGGAAGACACUACUGGAUCGGAACACAGAGUUGGAGACAUCUCUGCAGCAGAUGUACUCGACCAACCAGGAGCAACUACAGGAAAUCGAGUAUCUUACAAAGCAGGUGGAACUUCUCCGUCAGAUGAAUGACCAACAUGCCAAAGUUUAUGAACAACUUGAUGUCACUGCUAGAGAACUGGAAGAUGCUAAUCAAAAGCUCGUCGCUGAUAGUAGAUCAUCACAGCAAAAGAUACUAAGCUUGACUGAGACAAUUGAAAGUCUUCAGACCCACAUUGAGGACCUCCAGAGUCAAGUGGAGGAGCUGAAGAAUUCUGGGCAGGGUCAUACGAACCAUGAAAGAUCUGAACAGCCAAGAUCUGUUCACAGUUUUUCAUGUCUAAAAGAAUUGUAUGAUCUUCGCAAGUAUUUUGUUUAUGACCAUAUUUUUGCGGAGAAAAUUACUUCCAUGGAUAAUCAGCUGAGUCCUGUAGAGGAAGAAAAUCAGAGCUUAAAAAAAGCAGUGACUCUCCUGCAAGCUCAACUCAGCUUGGAAAAAGAGAAGAGAAUGACAAUGGAGGAGGAGUACCAUCUCAUGCUGAAGGAGAACUGUGACCUUGAGCAGAGGCUGGUGGAUGUUGCUAUUUACCGAGCCAGAGCAGAAGAGCUUGAGGUAGAAGUAGCUGAAAUGAAGCAGAUAUUUCAGUCUGAAAACACAUUUGUUAACGGGGUAGAAAAGCUUGUACCAGAGUCAUUUUUUGUUUCAUUUAAAGACUCUUUGGACAGAGAACUGAGUCAGAGCUCUCCAGAUGGGGUUUCUUUAAUUGCACCAGAAUUUGACAAAAGGGCUCUCAAAAGAAGCAGCAGUGAGAAUUUUCUUGCUAGUGCCGCAGGUGGGGACCUUCUGAAAGGCCACGAAGAAACCUGCAUCCGACGGGCAGAAGCUGUGAAGCAAAGGGGCAUCUCUCUGCUUAAUGAGGUUGACGCACAGUAUAAUGCGUUGAAGGUCAAGUAUGAAGAGCUUCUGAAGAAAUGUCAAAUUGACGAGGAGUCACUGAAACAUAAGGCUGUGCAGACCUCUAAACAGUAUUCCAAAGAUGCAAAUGUGGGGAAUAUCUCCUUGGACACAUCUGCUAGAGAACCGGAACCCUCUAGUGCCGACCAUGGCAGCUUAUCUUCAAAUACACCGCCUGAAUACAAACUUCUCUUUAAGGAAAUCUUUAGUUGUAUCAAGAAAACCAAGCAGGAAAUAGAUGAACACCGAGCAAAAUACGCAUCUCUGUCUUCUCAUCCUUAACACCUUGGUUUCCCUGUUAUGUUUCAGCGUAACGCUAGAAAAGAGCUGUUCCUGAAAUAGUCCUUUAAAGGUUCAUAUGACACAUUUGUUGCAUGUCUGUAUUUUUGUUAAAGUUGUAGAAUGGGCUGGGUCCACCUGUUAGUUAUGUGCAUUUGGAACACUGUUGCUUCCUCAAAAUGAUAGGGUGAAUUUCUCAGGGCCAGUCACUGACAAUAAUUACUUGACAAAUUACACAAUUCAGUUAACCACUCUAAUACUGGUUAUAAGGUGCAGUUGAAGAGAAAAUGCAAAACAAGCAGUAGCUUGCAUGUGCAAAACUGCCAGUCUUUAAAGCCCAGCUUGUCUGGUGUU
Molecule: messenger RNA, 2031 nt
Organism: Varanus komodoensis (Komodo dragon)
Lineage: Eukaryota; Metazoa; Chordata; Lepidosauria; Squamata; Varanidae
Gene: CDR2
Product: cerebellar degeneration related protein 2
Exons: 5
Coding region: 304-1680 (458 amino acids)
Source: RefSeq, a predicted model, not a curated record